Ornithodoros turicata is the source of this 4188-nucleotide messenger RNA. Its product is annotated as protein zyg-11 homolog B-like. NCBI's taxonomy places the organism in Eukaryota, Metazoa, Arthropoda, Arachnida, Ixodida, Argasidae. The transcript is spliced from 18 exons. The coding region runs from base 220 to 2460 and encodes 746 amino acids. The record is from RefSeq and is a predicted model, not a curated record. Gene Ontology annotation, cellular component: Cul2-RING ubiquitin ligase complex.
CGUUUUUGUUUUUAUUCUAUUUUGCGUGUGGAAAUGAUGUCGAAGAAGUAAAAGAUGCUCUCGUCUGCAUGCUGCUCAAGGUUUGUACUGCAAAUUACGGAGCAGUCGAUUAACUGAACUGAAGGCGCGCUACGUUGUUUGACGCAAGACACAAGUACGCUUUUCACUCGGACGAACAUGACUGUCCCUGAGAUCGAAAGCUAGGUAAGCCAUCCAGCCAUGUAUGAUUCUCCAGUAUCGCUGCAAGAGUGCUGUGUCGACUUCAUCUGUGAGAACAUCGUAGCGAUUUGCGAUGUACAAACAUCCCCCGAGGAUCAGCAACCCCGGUACACCUUCAGAGAUCCAGACGUGUUCUUCCACACGGAAGUUUCCCAGCAAGUUCUGGAAACGUUGGGUAAUCGCGGGCAGCUCAACGAUGUUGUCCUAUCUCUGUUUGACUCUAGAGUCACCAGGCUUCAGAAAGUGCACCUUCGGAAAGCUUCUAAUGUCACUACGAGGGGCCUGCGGGUUUUACGCUCGCAUCAGCUGACUGAAAUCGAGGCGACGGGACUGACGAAAGUGACAGUGAACGACCUGAUUGGUUGCCUGGGAGACUGGACGCUAACGCAUUUGCGGACCCUCAAUGUGGCCCGCUGUGCGUUCACCAGCGCCAAGUUGUGCGUGGUGGUGGCCCUCUCAAAACUGCGCAACCUGUCCUCCCUCAACGUCAGCCACACAGAGUUCAAUCGGCACGGCCUCGACAUUGUGACACAGGACCUGCCCCACCUGGAGGCACUCGACAUCUCUGCAACGAGGGUCAAGGAUAUCUCCCCGCUUCUGAAAUGCCGUGACAAAUUGCGCUCGCUGAGCAUGUACAACCUCAAGGCCCUGAGCUGCGAGGAAGUGGUGCCCGUUCUGGUGCAGCUGGAGCAGCUUCGUCACUUGGACGUUUCGGUGGAUCGCGACCACCCACUGGACCUGCUCAACCCCCUGCGCUACGACGUCUCGCCGCUCCUUAAGGACCCGACCCGGUUGCCUCACCUCCUUUCCCUCGAUGUCUCCGGGAAGGACGGCCUCACCAUCCACACACUUGUAGAUUUUCUGAAGGCUCACCCCAAACUCAACUUCCUAGGACUAAUGCAGACGGACAUCUGCUUUGACGAUUAUUUCACGAGACAGCUGCCUCAGAGCAGAGACAUUACGAUUACGGGCUCCGCAAACGAGCAGCAAAUUCUGGAUUCUCUUCGAAGGUAUACGGACCGGCAGUUCUAUGUCCAGAAAUCCCUCUAUUAUCUGUACAGCUAUACGCAGAAUUACUCUCAGCCUCGGGUGGACAUUAUAAAGCUCAUAUUGCCAGGAAUGGGAGAACAUUCCAAAGUCUUGGGGAUUCAGAUGGCUGCAACGGCAUGCCUCUAUAACCUCUCCAAGAGCACCCUCGGGCAGAAAAUCCACCCACACUGGUUGAGGAAGAUAGUCAUGCUCACGCUGGCUGCCAUGGAAAACUUCCCUCGGCAUCAGCAACUUCAGAAGAACACUUUGCUGACCCUCUGCAGUGACCGCAUCCUUCAGGAUGUUACGUUUGAUCGCUACCACUGCGCGAAGCUGGUGAUGGAUUCGCUGGUAGUGUUUGACGACCCUUCGAUGAAUCGGAUGUCUGUCGCAAUCUGCUCCAUUCUUGCGGCUAAGAUUUCCACAUCGGAAACGUCUGCUUUGGGUGCCAAGCCACAGUACAUGGAACGCCUGCUCAAAAUUGUCCAGAGCAAGCUCUACGUCGGUGAAGUGGACAUCAUGAUGAAAUUUACCCUCAGUGCACUCUGGAACCUUACCGAUGAAUCACCAAAAACGUGUUCGGUCUUCCUUUCAAUGGGUGGGAUGGACCUGUUUCUGCACGUGCUGGAGCUCUUCAUAGGUGAAAAUGCGGUGGAGACGAAAGUUCUGGGACUAGUGAACAACAUUGCGGAGGUGCCACAUCUGAGGAGGGACCUGCUGACGGACAAUUUUCUAGGAAUUCUCAUAAAACUUCUUCAUUCCAGCCACAUUGAUGUGAGCUAUUUUGCUGCUGGCAUUGUAGCUCACCUGGCGAGCGACGGGCCGGACAGGUGGACUGUCACUUGCGUCUCGCUCGAUGAGAUGCUCACCGAACUGGGCCAGGUGGUUCAAAGCUGGAAAAGCCCAGAAACCGAAAUGGUGGCAUACAGGUCCUUCAACCCUUUCUUCCCUCUUCUGAGAUGUCCUAACGCGUACCAAGUACAGUUGUGGGCUGUUUGGGCAAUGCACCAUGUCUGCUCAAAGAAUCCUAAACGUUACUGCAGCAUGCUCUUACAAGAAGGGGGAACAAAUGUGCUGCGAGACAUCUUGUCAAACCCGUCAACUCACCCGAUGGUUCUGCAAAUCUGCCACAACAUUCUGACACUGGUCGACGGCCACCGAGAAGCAACUGCGAUGACACAGGGAAUGAUGCCAGAUAUGUGCACGCUGUGACUAGACGACCAGGACUAAAACAACUUGGGAAAAUUGCUGUGCACAAGGAUUCUGCUGUGCGCUCCCGCAAACUCUUUAAUUUAAAAAAAAUGGUGUCUGCUCCGCCGGCAGUGACUAACUUAAUUUAUUUUUUAACACCCGCUCGUUGCUGUUGACAAUGCUCGCUGUCGAGGCUACUUUACCCGCUAGGAGUACACGCUGUUGAAUGAUGUGAAUUUCUCCCAUGUGAUAUUGCUGCUUGUUGAAGGAAUAGUAUUUAUUCUUUAUGGACUCUAUGAUGUUAUCGCACAGCUGCUGCUUGGGAAACCAAAGAAAAUGACAAACGAUGUUGCCCUUUCAAACACUGUGCUGCGACGGCGGAGAAUUAUUGGCGCUCAGCGACGGAGAAGAAAGGUGUAUGUGCUUACAUGUUAACGAGGUGCAACUGUAUCGACCGACCCCAGAAUUUUAUGCGACUAACGCUGUUCCCUGCUAGGGUUUAUGUGCAAUCACAUUACGGCUUGAGGUCUGUGAAUUUGAAGAACUGUGUUACGGCCUGUUUUAACUCUCUAGUUUGCAAUGAAGUGUGCUCUACUCUUGAAUCCCUCUGGUGUCCUGCUCAUAAAACUCUGCGAAUCCAUUAUAAAAAGUUACUUCUACGUUAAAGAGUCAUUUGAGAAUUAUGGUUUUGCGAUUCUCAUGCUGCAUUUCGGGUACAUUGCAUUCAACGCCAAUUAGGUUGCAGUUCUGCUCGUUGCUGCAUUUUGGAUACCACCAGCCAAGCAUUGGAAGGGGCUUGUGUCUCCAUCAAGCAAGCUAUUCUGCGCUGGAAGAUACCUACUGAAAAAGUGCUGUUAGAGCAAAAUGUCUCUAUUCUGGUAGUCAAGAGUGCUUAGCGCCUGAGAGUUUAACAUCCAAUAGGUACUUAUGAUGUAUUUGAAUGCAUGAAGGCACGCAGGCUUCAAUGAUAUCACUGACUGCACAAGGAAUGGGGCUCUAUUAGGUUUCUGCAAAUGUUAAGACCUUUAGUUAAAUGUAAAUACAAAGUUUUACGUUGUUCAAGUAGCUUCAAAUUUACAAUCAAGACAUUACUAUAGACUUGAGAGGUCCAUUUUAGAGGGUUAUUCAACCCUGUACCAACCAUUACGUAACACACAGUCACUGGAAUUCAAGCACAGUGAAACUGCGUUAAUUUCAUUUACGUUAUUAUCAGCUGCAGAACGUCCCAGCGUGUCAAUGUGUGUGAUGCUGUGGGGUGGAGGUGUGAUGAUUAUGCUCACAACCAUCUGCACAUCUUGUGUGGACGACUGUGACAUGUGCCAAUUGCACGUCAAGUCGUUUACGUGUGGUACGCACCUUUUUGUGUGUGCGCCUGUGAAUGUCAAGUGUGUACGAUGAUGCAGUACCGCACUUGCUAUCAGAACUGUCGAAGGGGAAUGGUGUCAACUGUUUACAUUAUCUAGCGUCCCCGUUCUUGGAUUGGAAAGGACACAAAAAAUUUGCUUAUGCAAAACCUUUUCGCCCUCAGAGACUCCUAAAAAUUUUCAGCACCAUCGAUUGGUUUGAAACGAAUACAAACCAGCUCACAACGUAAGAGGAAGAUAUGCAGUUCUGGAAUACUUGCGCUAGCCUGAUGCAGUUCAGUGAAGCUUUCAUGUCUGCAGGCAUAGUUUUUCUUUCAUUUUUUUAUUGUUUUUGGAAAGAAAAACAUUUGUUCCAAUGGCUCCUAAUAAAAGUAGAUAGUCAUUA